Messenger RNA from Spodoptera exigua (beet armyworm), 1263 nucleotides. NCBI's taxonomy places the organism in Eukaryota, Metazoa, Arthropoda, Insecta, Lepidoptera, Noctuidae. The record is from the annotation of a GenBank genome assembly.
AUGGCGGAGUACAAUUUUGAAGGAGAUAUUACCAACAUCAAUAAACGUCAACUACAGUACAUACACAAAGUAAUUUUAGAACAAAAUUUAAAAUUUGUUAAAGUAGUAUUUAAUUCAUUUGGGCAAGCUGGUGAUAAUUUUGGUGCAAACGUGAAAAGAAUAAGCAUAGAAGGAGAAAAUGGAACUAUGAAAAUGAUCGUGAAAAUAGCACCUGUAGAUGAAAUAGUACGUAAAUCAACAUUUACCGAACAUUUGUUUCACAAUGAGCAUGCAAUGUAUACGGAGGUGCUACCUAAGCUAGUGGCUCUGCAGAAAGCAGCAGGAGUACCAGAAGAAGAACAUCUAAGAUUUGCAAAAUGUUACGGAUCUCAAGAUGAGGCUCCAUAUGAAGUGAUAAUUUUGGAAGAUCUUAAGGAAUCAGGUCAUAUAAUGUUGAAUAAGUACGAACCGUUACAAGAUACCGUUGUGAGAGAUAUUCUGAAAACGUUUGCUAUUUUUCACUCUUUGUCACACGUGCUGAAGAUUAGAGAACCAGCAACGUACAAAUGUUUUGAGAUUAAGUUAAGAGAUGUUUGGGCAUUGAUGUCAGUGACACCGGAAUAUACGAAAAGCUUUACAGGCUUUGAUGAUGUUACUGCAUCAAUAGUUGACAACGAAACUCAUAGGAACAUCGUGAAAAAUAAAAUAUCAAAUUUGUUUAAACUGGUACUUAAGUUGAGAAAAGAGGAGGAUAAAAAAUAUUCAGUCAUUCAACAUGGAGAUGCUUGGACGAAUAAUAUUCUAUUCAAAGUUGUGGAUGACCAAAUAGGACCUCCAACAAUGAUUGAUUUUCAAGGCGCUAAAAGAAAUAAUCCUGUGAUGGACACCAUCUACAUGAUCUUCAACUGUACCGACUACGAGACCAGGACUAAGAACUUCUAUGACUGGUUGGACUAUUACCAUACACAACUAGACAAAUCCUUGUCGUACUUUGGUCUCAAAGCUGACGUGAUUUAUCCAAAGGACCAAUUGGAUGCCGAUGUGAAGAAAUACAGUGAAUUAAUAUUUGGUAUUGCAUUAUUAACUAGCAAUAUUUUGAACAGAGAUGUAAAUGAAACUCAAGAAAUACUAGACAGUAUGGAACACAGUGGGCUUACAGAACUAAUGUCAUCAUUAGCCAACACUAAAAUGAAAGAUGAAUCUGAGAAACGUGCAAGAAAGAGAAUUGAAGGAAUAAUUGCUAGUUAUAAUGAAUUCGGAUUUUUCGAUCAUUUUGAAACUUAG